CGUAAACUGUAGGCAGAGUUCCGGGUUUUUUGGUAUUCUUCAUUUUUAGGUCGAGCCUGCCUUUCGCUCCGGUACACCGGCCACCUUCUGGUGUGUUCGCCCCCGUUGUUUUGUGGAUAUAUUUUUUUUUUUUUUUGGUUUGUUUUUUGAGGAGCAGUUCUUCUGCCAAUAGAUUUACCACGGAGAAACCAGCAGCCCUUCUGUCAGCAAUUUCCGGUGGGUGUUUGUGACAGGCGACGGCGAGCAGGAAGAAAGACGCAGAGAGGCGUCUGAGCUGAGAGAGGAAACUGCUGUGGCUUCUUCGUCUGCCUCAGAAUGACUGAGUUCUGGGUUUGUUUCAGUUGCUGCAUUGCAGAGCAGCCACAACCAAAACGGCGGCGACGAAUCGACCGCUCCAUGAUCGGGGAGCCAACAAAUUUUGUUCACACCACACAUGUAGGCUCAGGGGAUAUGGGCCUUGGAUUGGCAUCAGUAGACCUCGUUCAGGCCCAGAUGAAAUCCAAAGGAGGUUACACACAUGGAGGUUCGGAGGGUUCUCAGUUGUAGCAAGCUCUUCAACCUCAUGAAAACUACUGUUUUAAGGAAGAGUAAAAAAAACAUACAAAAGGAAAAAGCAGUUCCGUCUGUAACAGACCCAAGACCAAACAAUGAAACUUCUGCUUUUCCAGGAUGCUGUACAUAGUUUUAUCGUUCAUUCCUCCUGUUUUUUUUUUUUUGUUUUGUUUUUUUAAUGAAAGCACUGCUAUCCAUUUGUUGCCAUAUUGUUGCACUGUAAAGAGCAAAUGUUGAGGGUAGAUAAAGCUGUUUAGAGAGCUCAUAAUGUCAGUCAGAUGUAUGCUUGUGUGUAUGCAUGGGGGGGAGUUUUCAGAAAUAUUUGCUGUUGUAGCCCACUGGAUGCCUGUAAUUUAUUAGAUUUGUUGACGGACCUCAUGGUGGCUGGGCCACUGGAUAUAUGGAACAUUCAGCUUCCUUCUUUUCUCUCAGAGGUUUAUUAAAGUACAGGUUAAAAGUAAGCGACACAAACAUGUUGAGGUUUUUAUUCUGAGAAUUUCUCCUGCUUCUCUGAGUCACUUUCAGGGUUGAAGGUUGCUGUUUUUAUGAUAAACUUGAAAACGAGUGGAUACACUGGACCAUACAAUGUACACCGACACUUGCUUAGGAACCUCUUUUCUUCCAUUUCUUUCCUGUUUUUUUAAGCGUUCAGAUUGAAACUGCAUAGAAUUUUAUUAAAUGAAAAGCUCUCCGUUCUGCCUUCUGAAGUCAUGUUUAUUUUGUUAGAACAUUUUGCUGAAACAACAAACCUUCUAGUGUUUUUAGAGAAAAUUUAAUACAUUCCUUUUUUUUUUUUCCAAACUGUACACCAACUGUAGGCAAAUAAUCUUAAUGCAGAUACUCCCUCCGAGGAGGGUUAGGUUUUCUGUUGUUGACAGACUUGAUGUAGGUUCAUCUGGUUAAUUGUAACUGAUUGUAUCUUUCACCAGCACACAGAGAAAUCUCAGCUAUCUGACAUGUAAUCCCUUUCUUUAUUUGUUCCCUUCAAUUCAGCCUUGUCAUAUGUUUGUAUCUAGUUAUGUCAAUUUCUCAUGUAGAGUUUUAAUAUGUUAUAAUUACAAAAAGUAUUACUCUCUUAUCCUUUAGGUAAACAUUCUCUUCCACUGCUGUAGUGUUUUCUUGCUCUCCAAAGGAUUUGCCUUUUCCACAAGCACACAACCUUUUCUCUUAAUGGGAAAAGUAAACAAAUGCAGCUAUUGUCUGAUUCUGCUGGUUCUUCAGUGAUCAGGGUGGAUUUAAUGUCUUUUGUUUGUAAAACUCUUAUUUCUUUUUUCACUUGAGAUAGAGCUUUGUUUUGUUCUUAUCUUCAUACCAAUAAUUGUGUAAUAAUUAAUCAGAGAUGAAGCAAACAGCCUUUAAUUUCACAAUACAUAUUUUAUUUUCUUUGUGUGUACCCAAGGAUUGACUUUUUACACAUGUGUUGAAUGUAUUUCGUGCAGCAUGCUAAAAGAUGAUGGUACAAAGGAAUUCAAUUUUUAACACUGGUACCAGCUGGUAGAAAAUGCAGUCUAAUUGUAAGUUUGACACUCUUAAAUCUUCUGACAGAUUUAAUUAAAUUGAGUCUAGUCAGAGUUAAAAUAAAAGUUUCUGGAACAGCUGUUUUUUUUUAUUUAUUUUUUUAUUCGUUUUUUACACUAAUUGGCUGUGUAGUUUGCUCUGUAAAACAGACUAAUAUAAACAAUUUUAACCCCUAAAUCAUUAAAGAAAACCGGCCCUGCAGUACAUUUAUAUGACCAGCAGGCUGUGCUAUUGGACUGCUUGAAUGUGAUUUAAAAGAAUAAAUAAAUAAAAAUCCCGUUUUGUUUUUGAGGGAACCUGUCAUGACUUAUGAUGAUGCUGUAUAUGUGAUGUAUCAAAGUGAUAAAUGCGUGAUAUAAAUAUAUAAAUGUAUUCACAUUCGUGCAUAUUUGCUUUUUUUGUAAAAGCUUGCAGGGAAGGUAGAAUUGGCACAGUGUUUUAUUUUCUUUUUUUUUUUCUCAGGAUUUAACUUCAUGUAGUUCCCACUUUUAAAGGGAUAUUCAACUGUUUGUUUUUGUUUCCCUCUACAUGAGUAAAUAAAUAAAUGUUAUAUGUUGUCUGAC
Messenger RNA from Cyprinodon variegatus (sheepshead minnow), 2633 nucleotides. It is a transcript of the gene cdc42se2, whose product is annotated as CDC42 small effector 2. The record is from RefSeq and is a predicted model, not a curated record. The transcript is spliced from 5 exons. Bases 316 to 546 code for a protein of 76 amino acids. Gene Ontology annotation, biological process: regulation of Rho protein signal transduction. Lineage: Eukaryota; Metazoa; Chordata; Actinopteri; Cyprinodontiformes; Cyprinodontidae. Gene Ontology annotation, cellular component: plasma membrane. Gene Ontology annotation, molecular function: small GTPase binding.